GUUGCAGUAGGCUGCGAAAGCCCCUUCCGCAACAAGACGAUUGUUGAUUGUUUAUACCGUUGAGCUCGCUGUAUAUUCUCGCGAACUUUUACGCAACUUCGAAUCACGAAAAAAUGGGACGAAAGAGGUGAAAAACUCCCUUUUUCAUCGUAAAACGUAUAAGUGGCGAGUGAGAGAAUGAUUUGUAACGGAAAAAUAUUUUACGGCGAUGCCAAAAUCGCCCGCGUAGGAACUUUAGUGUAAAAAUGAGAUUUUAAAUGUGUUUGUUGUUGUAUUUAUACGUUAGGUAAUUCAUUUAAUAAAGAUGGAAGUAGUCACUGGCAAUAAAUUAAUCAAAAACAGAAAGAUUCACUUCACUCGAAGCGCGAAAACGAAAAGUUUGAAUAGAAAUCAUAGUAUUAAUAACAAAAAUAACCGAAUAUCCAGGUCUAACUCGCUGAGAAGUUCUUUUAAACAUAACAAUAAGAAUAAUGGCACUAAAAACAUCGAGGAAAUUAACAACUAUAUAAACAAUAAUAGCAGGCGAGACGGGCAGAAUCGGGAAGAUCAGGAGGUCUGUUUUGGCGAAUUCACCAGAGAGGUGUAUAAUGCCAUCUGCGUGCGUUUAGGCGAUACUCUACACAUUCCGGAAGAUUCUGUACAGGCUUUGUUUAAUGAUAUGAAACUAUUUCCGUCCAAAUCACAAGUGACAAAAAUGAUCCAGUGUGCGAGGCAAUGUAGUAGGAGAAAUGGUGCAGCAGACUUCAUCACUUUUGGAGAAUUUUGUGUUUUCGUCAAGGAAAUGCAAAACCAACCUCCCAAACAGCAAAGAAGGUCUACACCUCCAAAAAUUAAUAAUACAAAAUGUCUAAAUAGUAAAUGUGAUGUAUUCCUUGGAGGAUCCUGUAACCCAACAACAUGGAGAGCAGAUACAGCAAUUCCAGAGUUACAAAAACAUGGCAUCUCUUUUUAUAAUCCUCAAGUGUCAAUGUGGGCUCCUGAACUCGUGGCACAAGAGUAUGAUGCAAAGCAGGCAGCUUCAGUGUUACUUUUUGUGAUAGAUAGCCAAACUAGAAGUACAGUGGGGAUGAUAGAAGUCGCCUAUCUCAUAGCUUCUGGAAGGUGUGUUGUAGUAGUUGCGCAGCCUUAUGAAAAGGCACAGACCAUAAUGGGUGAAGUUAUAACAGAUAGGGAAUAUAGAGAUUUAGUAAACGCACAAAGAAUUUUAUUGGAUCUGGUUAAAAGUAAGGGGGUAAAAGUCCACAAAAACCUCACUACGGCUCUACAAUGCACUGCAAAUAUCUUAAGAAAUUCUUCUACGAAUGGUACCAGCGCAGAGGAACAAAUUACAAGUAAACUUAGGAAACUAAGGGAUAUAUAUGACUCCUAUGGAGGCGGGAUGAAGCCAGCAAAUGUCUUGGAAGCGUUCAAAAAGUUAACCAACCGUUCCCUAGAAAUGAACCAAGUAUACAAUUAUCUAAACUCCACGAGCAAUUACAACAAUUCCACAGUUAGCUUCGAGAAGUUUUGUGCCUUGAUGGCGGAGUUUUCAACCACGGACAACUGCGAAAUGUGUACGACAGAUGGUAGCGUCUAUUAUACUCCAUUGUAUUGGAAGUGUGCACUUUUGAAGACUAGGGUUUUCUUUAAAUCGGUUUUUGAUAAUACUUUAGUUUGGGCGACACAGUCUUUCCAGAGGCAAUGUUCUACAAAUAACAACAGUUGCAGUCUCAACAACACGCACGUCAGUUGUCUAAUGGAAGCCCCUCCGGAGGAAACCAACGACGAGAGUGUUCCCAGCAGUGAUAUAUUUUUAGGUGGUUCCAUGUCGUCGUUACAUAAAUGGAGAAGCGAGAUAGCGAUACCUUUAAUCAAAGAACACGGAUUGAAAUACUACAAUCCUGCAUUGAGGGAAGGAGAAUGCUAUACGUUUAAUGGCUGUGAUGAAGAUAAGUAUAUCCGAAGCAAUUCCUCAGAUGUUCUAGAUUGGAAAAAGGGCCUAGACAAAAGUAAAGUACUACUAAUUGUGAUCACGAACGACACUCGAUCAAUGACCAGCAUCAUUUUGGCAGCUUUCUAUUUGGGUCUUAAUAAAGAUAUGGUCUUGUGCAUCCAAAAUCUUCCAGAUGAUUGUAUGAUCGGCAAAGAAACGUUAACGAAAAAUGCCGUCAAAGAUUACAACAGAGCGAGAGUGUAUCUGUCGGACUUAGCGAACAGGAAACAAGUGCCGGUCUUCGACAACAUCACGAAAGCCGUCGAGUGCGCGAUAGAAAAGUGUAAGAGCAGGUAGAACUCGAUUGGGAGAAGAAGAACGGACCCGAAUCGAAAAUUUCGCGGUUGGUCGUUUCUCAAUCGUCCGUCGUUUUCUCUCUGAAAAAUUACGUUAUCCUUUGAAGGCUGCUCUCUCUUGGGGAAAUGUACCGAUUGAAAUUACGCUUCAUCACGUUGUUAGGUCAGUUUUUUCAAAUUUUCUUCGUAAAAAAAUUGCCCGAGGUAUAAUUUAUCGAUACACUAAAAAGAACUGUGAUAAUAAAAUGUUUUGUUAAUGUCAAUUGCCAAUUGUCAUUGUUAAAAUGUCAAUGUUUAUUUUAAAUUUCAAAUAGUAAAACUCAUUUUAAUACAGCUGUCUGUGUAACUUUCUGGAGAAACAUGAGUAAGUACCACACGCUCAACAGAAACUACUGUGGAAACGACUAAUAAUAUUAAAAACUCUUCUAACAGAAACAAAUAAUAGUCCAAGAGGCAGCGCUGAAAAAUCUCUUUCAAUUUACUAAAGCUAGAUUUUUCACAGUUGAUUACUGUGAUUGUGUAGAGAAACAUACUGCGGUCGGUCAAGCGAAACGUAGAACAGGGGUUAUUGAGAGGGUAUCAAAGUUGCUUUCCUACGAAGGUAAUUAAAUCCAUUUACUAAGGCUGAAAAUCAGUACACACAUUCUAAAUUAAAUAUAAAUAAAAGUUAUUAUAGUCGGUCAGCUGUAUGACGGGACAGAGCCGGUCGGUCGGCCCCAGUGAAUGUACAGGGUUAUUCACUAUAUUUUGACCCCCUUGUAAACUGUUUUAUUUACAGAAUUAGAAAAAAUGUAAAAUACAAAAGUUAUUCUAUUUUUAAAUUAUGAUUUUUUGACAUAUAUAUCGUACUAGUCACGUCAUCCAUUUGGGCGUGAUGACGUAAUCGACUAUUUUUUUAAAAUGGGAAUAGGGGUCGAGUGCUAGCUCAUUUGAAAGGUUAUUCAAUUCCCUAUUCAGUAAUAUUAACAUUAACAUGAUUAAUUAUACAGGGUGUCCAAAAAAAGUUUUUUAAUUAAAUUAAUUGUUAAAUUAAUUAAUAAUUCAAAAACUUUUUUUGGACACCCUGUAUAAAUAAUGAUCUUAAUGUUUAGAGUACUGUAUAGAGAAUUGAAUAACCUUUCAAAUGAGCUAGCACACGACCCCUAUUCUCAUUUAAAAAAAAUAGUCGAUUACGUCAUCACGCCCAGGUGGAUGACGUCACUAGUACGAUAUAUAUCUCAAAAAAUCAUAAUUAAAAAUCGAAUAACUUUUGUAUUUUACAUUUUUUUCUAAUUCUGUAAAUAAAGCAGUUUAAAAGGGGGUCAAAAUAUAGUGAAUAACCCUGUACAUUCAUUGGGGCCGACCGACCGGCUCUGUCCCGUUAUACAGCUGACCGACUAUAAUAACUUAUUGACAUUCAAUUUAGAAUGUGUGUACUGAUUUUCAGCCUUAGUAAAUGGAUUUAAUUACCUUCGUAGGAAAGCAACUUUGAUACCCUACAGUAACCCCUGUUCUACGUUUCGCUUGAUCAACCGCAGUAUGUUUCUCUACACAAUCACAGUAAUCAACUGUGAAAAAUUUAGCUUUAUUAAAUUCAAAGAGAUUUUUCAGCGCUGCCUCUCCGUCUAUAAGUAGCGUCUAAUAGCUACAAAUCCAAAUUUGUUAAAAAAAUUACAGCAACAUUUUCGUCGUUAUGGCUGUUCACAGCCAAGAAAAAUCGCGCCCAAACAAUUAUAGUAGAAACAGAUCCUAUUCGAGUAUAUGUAUGUGUCGGUCAAUAAGCCCGGGCCUAGCUAGUAAAACAACAUUUUUUUGCAAACAUUAUUCUCUUUAUAUCACUUUUAAGAUAUAUCUUUUAGAUCUAGAUUUAUCUUUCCUUCAAAAUAAGCUUCAGUUUCAGCGUUUACUUACUCAUCGGAGCGAUGUCACUUGCCACGGAGCAUUUUUUUAAAUCGGAAAAAAGGUGGUAAUAGCUGGGGGCCAGUUCUGCACUACCCGGUGGGUGCAGAAGCAAUUCCAAAUCCAAUUCGUGCAUUUUUGCCAUCGUUUUCAUCUACUUUUUCUUGAACAAAUAAAGCUUGUACGAUUUCAUUUAUUGUCAAUGAAAAUAAUUCCAUACUGGUUGCAGAACCUUACCGGUGGUGUGUUACGUCUUUGAUCGCUUUGGGCGGCUUUUUUUGGGUGCUCUCCAGUCGGAUAACUGCCGAUUUAAUUCCGUAAUUAAGUGAUGGAUUCAUGUUUCAUCCAAUGUAACAUACCGACGCAAAACUCGCACUUAUUCCGAAAAGUAUGUUCAAACAGCGUAGAGAUUCAUCAAUUCAUUGUUGUUUUUGCUCUGGUGUGAGAAAACGCGACACCCACUUGUAAAACAGCUUUGUAAUAUUAAAAUUUUCAUGUAUAAUAGUCAAAAUGCUACCUUUAGACAACUUUACAGUGUUCAAGCUAUCUCUUGCAACUUCACGCUGCAGUUUUCCAUAAUAAUUUUCAGCAGUUUUUCGAUGUGGUCGGGAAUAAUAGCAUCAUUUGACAUUCCGGAGCGCUCAGCAUCAUUGGUGUCGGUACGACCGCGUUUGAAUUCAGCAAACCAUCGAUUAAUUGUUGUAAUCGAUGAAGCAGAGUCCCUGUAACACUUUUUGAGCUGUUGCUCGGUUUGGAUGGUAUUUUUCCCAUCAAAUAAGUGGAUAAAUCAACACGAAAUUGCUCUGUAUCCAUUGUUCAUAAAAAUCACAAAAGUAGCGUCACUUCAAACACUGUAACUCGGUAAAUAAUAAUCUGAAUGACACGAACAUUUUGACAGUCUGCUUUUGAAGGGUAGGACGAGCGAAAUGUCAUAAAUUCAAUAUGAUAAAUUCAUUAGAGUUGCCAUCUCUGGAUUAGGCCCUGAACUUAUUGACUGAUUACAACUCACCGCUACUCUUUCUAACUUCUAUUGUACGAUUGUUCGGCCAACUAAUAUGCCGUCCUAAAGAUUAUCACGUAGUGCUCAUGCAUUUGACGCGCAUUUUCUUGGAUGUAAACAUAUAGUAAUUCCACAACAUAUUGCGUUGAAUCUUUCAAAUUUGUGACAUUUUAUUGUUUAAGUAAAAAUAUUUAGAGGUUUACGUCCUGUUACAGAAGUAUGAACAAUAAUAUAGGUCGUUUUUCACAGUAGGCUGACCUCGUUGGGCGCGUUGUAUCCUAGAGACAUAUAUACUAUUUUUUGUCCAAAAUUAUAGACGAUUUUAUUUACAUUUCCUGUAGAUUAUUGAUGUUUUAUCUACUAAAUUAAUUUGCACAAUAUUUCAGCCAAAUUCAUUAUUUUUUGUAGAUAUAUUUAUAUAUCGGGCGUACCUGUAUCACAAAAAACUGACCUAAUUUGGUUUUAUUUAUUUAUUCCGAGUGUUUUUAUGUAGCAUAUUUUUGUAAUAAAAGUUGGACUUGUCUGUUGCCGGUUAUGUCGUUGUUAACUACUAAAAUUUGAAGUUGUAUUAGAAAUUCUAAAGGUAAAUCUUAAGAUUGAAUUUGAUAAAUUAAGAAACACUUUUAUUAUUUGAAUUACCUAAUUAUUGUUAAUUAUAGUUAUCGUUAAUAUUAAAAUUACGUGUAAAUUGUUACGCACCAUAUGUCGACAGCUAUACUUUUUUUUAUUAUUAUACAGGGUGUAACAAAAAGGCAGAUCGUGAAAUAAAUCAUAUAUUCUGAGACCAAAAAUAGUUCGAUUGAACCUAACUUACCUUGGUACAAAUGUGCACAUAAAAAAGGUUACAGCCCUUUGAAGUUAUAAAAUGAAAAUUGAUUUUUUUCCAAUACAAUAUCGAAAACUAUUAGAGAUUUUUUAUUAAAAAUGCACAUGUGGAAUUCUUAUGGCAGGUUCAUCUCUCAUUAACAGUGAAAUUUGUACACCCCAUAAAAAUUUUAUGGGGGCUUUGUUCCGUUAAACUACCCCAAACUUUUUUGUACGUUCCUAUUAAAUUAUUAUUGUGGUACCGUUAGUACAAGGUUUUUAAAACUUUUUUGCUUCAAAGUUAGGUUAAAUCGAACUAUUUUUGGUCCCAGAAUGUGAUUUAUUUUAUGAUCUGCCUUUUUGGCCUACACCCUGUAUUGAAAGUAAGAAGUAAUUUACAUAAAACGCAAAGGGUCACCUACGAAAUAUUCGAAAAAAAAAUUCUUAGAAAGUAAUAGCCAAUUUUUUAGAUUUAUUGUUAGCCAAUUUACAAAUUUUGCCAGAUGACACUGGGAGAAUAAUAUGUUAAAUUUGUCCAGAAAAGUCAACUUGAAUUUGUUCUUGAUCGUUUUAAUUAAGUUCUUUUAUGCAUCUUACAAGAAGCGCACUUGACAAGUAACAAAAUAACUUAAUGAUUAAAAAUCCUGUGAAGGGAUGCUAUCCAGUGCCACCAGUGUUUUUUUCUUCUUCAGCCUGUUUGCACCCACUCCUGGACAAAGGCCAAACUCUCCACUCUUCUCUGUUUAUGCUAUUUAGUACCAGUUUCCCCCCACUUUUGCUUUGAUGUUGAAACGAUGGCUAGAUGACAUCACCAGUAUUUUACAUGAUCAAAAUUCCUUGCUAUAUUCUUUUUCAACCUUCUGACCAUUGUAUGUGUAUUUAAGAGCUCUAGAAUUAACAGAUUCAAAUAAUCUGUUACUAAAGUUGUGGUUAUAGAUAUAAUAACAUCUUGUUUGGAAUCUUAAGGCAUUCACGUCUGCUUUGAUUCAAUAUAUCAACCAGCUUCUAUUGAUUUUUUAAUUCAUGGAGAUGUAGGUAGCUCUAGAUACUGUACUUUUGGUGUGAAUAUUGCACUAAAACGGUCUUUUUUCCAUUUCAUUUUAAUUCAGAUUCAUUUUCAGCCAUUGAGUGCAUAUAUUUAUAAAUAACAUCCGCACGUCUAAUGCGCAUUAGACGUGCGGAUGUCAAGUAACAUCAGCACGUCUAAUACGCGGAUGUCAAGUAACAUCCGCAAGUCUAAUACGCGGAUGUUAAGUAACAUCCGCGCAUUAAUACGCACGAAUUAAACUGCAUUAUAUGUCAGAUAAUCACUAUUAUUUGUCAGUGAAGCAGAGGCGGGCGGUCAAUUCAAAUCAAAGCUGACGAAAGAUAUUCUAUAAUGUUUAAUUAUUCUCAGAAAUUACUGGCAUUAUGAAAUAUAUUUAUGAAAUAAUUGAUUAAUGUUUAAAAAAAAAUUAAACCUCGGUGACCCUUUCAUAUAUUCGUAGUGACUUUAGGUUCGCUUUAAUUGAAGUUCCUCUAAACAUAAUAAUGGCGGCUACUUACCUCAGUUAAAUCAUUUUUUUAUAUAUAUUUAAGUAUAGUUGUAACAUUUUGUGUUAAAUGCUGAUAUUAUAUGUAUACAAGAGCAUCACUGAUGAUUUUAUCAAUAUUUUGUUCUCGUUGUUUUCACACUGUUUAUAUAUACAUAAUAUAUACGUAAAAUCGUUAGGAAAGAUUUAGAGCGGGAGAAUUUAGUAUUUAGGAAUAAUUUAUUUCAAAGUAUGGAGUUGUCUUUAAGAGUGCAAUCAGUUUUGAUAGUUCUAUUACUAAGGUGAAUAGAGGGAUUUUAUCCUACGGAAAGUCCAGUAGUUCUGAUGACAGUCCAUUAUGUCAAGUGGCCACCACAUGGUCCUUUGAGCCUGAUUCGCUCGUUUACGGUAUAAUAUGUAUAAUCAAAAUAUAAAAUACUCAGAACUACAGGAAUAUUGCUAGAAUGAAAUCCAUUUUUGAGUCUAUUCACUCGUAGUAUGAUUCUUCCAUUGAAAUGUGUACUUAAACCUGUUUUGUUAGGUAGAAUUGUAGAUAAUGUGCAUUUAUAUUAUAAUUUCGAUAUCCCCAGUCUUCACUAAUAGAAAACCUCUAAAAUAAUAUAAUCUAACUGUAAUUUAACGUUUUCUAUUUUAUGAGUUCACUAUAACACUUGUCUUGGGAUAUAUUAUUAAAUCGAGAAACGCUGGGGUUAGAUUAAAAAUCAAAAUCACCAAGUGCCUAUCAAAUCAAAAUAUUCACCAGAUAAAAUUUUUGGGGCGUACAGUAAAGCUAGGUAUUUUUUAUUCAAUGACUAUUGAGCGUUUUAUUGACAAGUUGUGUAUGGGAAUAGUGUAGAUCCAGUAUUUUUUGUUUGUUUUUUAUCAUUUGUGUAGUUUGUAAGAUGGACAUUUGAUAUAGUUGAGUUUUCAGUACAGAAAACCUUAUAAAAUUGCGUAAUUUUAUGAAAUAGUUAUAUACAUUAUACAUAUUGAACGCUUUUAGGGCUCACUUUCAAAAACUUUUUAGUGACGUUUCACAAUAUGACAGUAAAACAGAUAACUAGUGCAUUUCUUUUUCAAUUGGGGGCGCUUUCUCCAAAUUUUUUCGAUUAUCUUUCAUUUAAGGAUUGGUACAAUCUACCUAACCUGUAUGUUCUUACUUGCUCUCUCUCUCCCUCCCUGUUACUCUUUCUGUUGCACAGUGUGAUCCGGUUCCAAUUUUGUCGCGAAUAUUUUCUUGAAUAUUCAGCUGCACUGUUUUAUAUGUACUUAUUAUCUUUUAAUGAACGUCCCAAAUGUUUGAACCAUUACUCCUCUACUUCCUGAAAUACUGUUGUCUUAGUUUUAUUUUGAUUCUAGUGCAUGACAAAAAUAAUUAAUGAAAAUAUAUUAAUUGUUUAUUGUGUAAGCCUAGCGUUUUAAGUGCUUCAGUAUAUUUUUAUUAAAUCGCGAUAUUUAUUUUCUUUUUUUUUUCCAAAUGAUUGGUUACAUUUUGUUUUGGUCCGAAUGAAUUUGCUUUAUUAGCAUAUUCCGUCGAGUACGUCCAUUAUUUUUCAUUAAAAAUAUGGAUAUGUUACAUAUUAGUUGCUAAAGGCAUUAACAGAACGUAAUCGCUUUCCAGUAACUACCUCAAUACGUUAUUUCUAUUAGUAAGAAGAGCAUAUUCCAUUUAUAUUUUUCCCUGCAUUCUAUAUAAUGUAGUAACUUGUUAAUCUUCUUUCUUGGCUCUGCAACUCUAAGCGAGUCUUGGCCACGUUUACUAUUUUCCUCCACUUUUGCCGGUCUUAUGCAAUAAUCUCCCAUUGUUUAAUUCCCAUCUUACGUAGAUCACUACGUACUGCAUCCUUCCGUUUUUUUGUUGGGCUACCAACUGACCUGACAUCGGGCCUUUCCCAGAAGGUUGUAUUCAGUAGUAUUUCAUCAUUUGCUCUCAGUACAUGUCUUCCUGACCAUCUUAUGCGAUUUGCCUUGAUGUAUUAUACUGUUUUCGUUUCCAUAGAGCACCCCAGUCCCUGGUUGUGUUUUCGUCUCCACUCUCCUGUUAUCUCGUCUCUACAAGCCCCAAAGAUCGACCGGAGAAUCUUUCGUUCUAAGGGUAAGAACAGACCAAGUGGGUCGCCGUGGAGGUCGCGGUCGAUAUCCAUGUAAAACAAACACAUUGUAGUGAAUGGAAAAGAACAGAGCAAGUAAGUCGCGGUGGAGGUUUAGCGCGAUGCCAUCCAGGAGGUUUACAUCGAUGCUUUUGAAAAUAAAAUGAGUUUGUUUUACAUGGAUGUCUACUGCGCGGCCUACAAGGAUGAUCUGAGUUGAUACUUUUUAUAUAAUCCCUUUUUUGUAUUCAGUUUAUUUUUGAAUUUCUAAAGUAAUUAAAUUCAGUAAAUUUUUGCAAUAUGAAGGAGGAUCUGAUUAUUUACAGCUGACAUAUCAUCACUUGACUGACACAACAUCGCAAAAGCAGUCUUUUUGACUGACAGCGCGGGUGACCUCCUUGCUAUGUGCUGUCGAGAUCGACCGCGACUUAACUAGUAGCAUCUACCGCGACCUACACCUCCACCUCGACCCACUUGUUCUGUUCUUCCCCUUAGGCUAAUAAUAGUUGUUUCAUGCUGGAUCAGUGUUCAGCUGCUAAUUCAUGCUUUUUCAUAACUGUUUUCGGCUAUCAUCACUGCUUCCAAGUAUUUGAAUUCUUUGACAACUUCGAAAUUGAAUUCAUUUAUUGAAAUGUUUUGUCCUGGAUUUUUGGUAACUACCACGGACUUGGUCUUAUCUUCGUUGACUUUACGGCCAAUUUCCCUGGCCAGAUUCCAAAAAGGGUAAAAACUUCAUAGCAAAAGCUAAGUAGGUACCUUUGCCCUCUGGGCAGCGAAUCUAUUUGCUACUAACGGCGUGUUCUAAAGCGAAGUUGAAUAACAAAGGGGAAAGCUGAUCACCUUGUCUUAGACCCGUCUCGAUUUGAAACUCAUCUGAUGUACCGCUGCCAAUUCAGAUACGUGCACAUGGGCUAAUCCUACCAGCUUUCUGGGUAAAGUUUGUUUAGCAGAAAAUGGUUGACUUCAAUUAGUGCGGUCGUAAAUAUUAUUAAAUUUAUCUGACUUGGCCCAUUGUUAAGACCGGUCCGGAGCGAUAAGCGAACGAGGUAGACAGAGUUUGUCUUUUGACAAUUAACACUGACUAGACGGUACUCCUAUAAUAAAGCAAAGGAUCCACAAAAUUUUUACCUGAAAUAUGUAAAUGAAACAUAUUUAAAUUUUACAUGAAACCGGGCCUUUUAUAAUAUUAUCGGUUAACCCAGGAUGUUUUAAUUGAAGUCAACCAUUUACUGCUAAACCAACUUAACUCCCAUUUCCACCCUUACCUCCAUAAUGCGAACCUAAACAUGCUCCUCUGUAACGAAAUCUUCUGUCAUUUUUUAAUUUUGCUUUGUUCAUAUUCUUCUUUGCCAAACGUUUUCAACACAAAUUAUUUACACAGUAAAAAAAUGUAGGUCGAUGAAGACAGUUUUGUCAUUGAUUACAUGUAAAAAUUGUUGUAAGAAAUAUGGAAUGAAUAAACAUACAGAAUAAGCCAAAUAAAAAAGGAACAUAAAUAUGCAGUUAAUACAGUGUUGAUCGACUAUUUCAAAUCUACUUCCGAUACACUGUAUUAACUGAGUAUGUCCCGUUUUUUUUUGCUUACUCUGUAUAGCAGUUUUUACGUAAUCGAAAAACUCAACUACUCAAAUGUCCGUCGCAAAAUGAAAUGCUGCUAUUGAUAUAUCCGUUACUGCCCACUUGGAACGAUGUACGAGACAGUUUUUGUCUCUUCUGGAUUGUAUUGUACCUGAAAAAAUGUAUGAAGUUGAAUUCUAUUUAUUGCUAUACAGGGUUGUCGUGAAAAUGUUUAAAUUUUGAGAUUAUACAGGACCAUUUAAGGUAUUGGCUUUGAUUAGAAAAAAAAAUGGCUACAAGUUAAGUUUGGGUAACAUCAGAAUCUCACUGAUUGAAAGGAAGUAGGUAGUUACAGAUCAGCCUUAAUUGCUGGAAGUGUUUGUUCUGUAUUUCUUGUUUCAUUUUUCACUUCUAAUUUAUUUUGUAUGAACUAUAUCGUUUUUUGUUGAGAAUCUUAAAAAUAUGAUAUCAUCGUCCAAAACUACCUGGUUGUCAGGUUAUUAAAUUAUUUUUCAGUAGCUUCACGUUAAUGUUCGACGAAAUUCACUUAAUAUAAAUACAAUAUAUCUCUUCUUUCAGGUCCUAUACAGGUUGUUUCAUUAAUAAUUGUCCAUAUAGUAACUGGAUCAACCUUAGCACAAAAUACGAAGGUUUAACAUAAAACACUUCAAUAAAAUAUUUCUCCUUAUCGAAAUACAGAGUGCUUUAUUACAAAUACCUAUUCUAAAAUGAUUUUAGGCCAUUGUUUUAACACCUUCCAAUAUUUUUUGUUCAAACUUGACAAACAGUUUACACAUAUUAGGAUAGUUUAACUAGUGUUAAAAUAUAGUUUUCCGCUGUUACCAGAGGCGUGCUGUAGGGAUAUAUACUUCCUUCCCCCCCCCCUCACAAUCUACGCCACUGUCGUAAUAAUCAUUUCAGCAUGUUUUUUUAUUCUUCGUUACUUUUUACGUAAAUAUCAUCCUUUUGUCUCAACGCGAUAGAGUAGUAGUUUUCAAGUUAUUUGCGUUUAAAUAAAUUGAUUCAAUAAGAUUAUGUGUUUAAAAUACACAAUAUUUUUGAAUCCAUUACCUUUAAACGCAAAUAACUUGAAAACUACUUACUCUAUUACAUUUAAACAAGAGGAUAUUUACGUAAAAAGUUAUAAGAAUCAAAAAAACAUGCCGAAACGAUUAUUACGACAGUGGCGUAGAUUGUGACGGGUAAAAGAAGUAUAUAUCCCUACAAGACGCCUUUGGCAACAGUGAAAAACUAUCUUUUAACACCAGUUAAAGUAUUCUAACAUGUGUAACCUGUUUGUCGAGUUUGAACAAAAAAUAUUGGAAGGUGUUAAAACAAUGGGCUAAAAUUAUUUUAGAAUAUUCGUGUAAAACACUCUGUAUCUAGAUAAGUAGGAAUAUUUUACUUAAGUGUUUUAUGUUAAAUCUUCGUAUUUUGUGCGAAGGUUUCUCCGGUUACUAUAUGGACAAUUCUUAAUGAAACUCCCUGUAUAUUUUUUUAAACCUUUCGCUGAUUUAUUUAAUAGCUACAAUUUAAAAACUUUUGGGCAGGAUCUUGUUCUCUUACAAAGCCCUUUCUUUAGGCUCUCAGUUUUUUCAAAUAUAUUUUAAGAAUAAAACACAAAUUGAAAAAUAAAAUCUUUUUUUAUCUUUCAGUAUCCAGGUCGAAAAAGCUUUUGUUAAAAUUAUACAUUUUAUUUACUUAUUUUUCCAAUAGUUUCCGAUCUGAAACCGAAAAGUUAAUAAUAAAAACCCCCUGUAUAAUUUUUCUAGUCAGCUUGAAACUGGAAUGCCAUUGGUCCUAUAAUGAUAGUGUGUCGGCUCAUGUUUGUAUUGAUUUUGUUUGAGAUGUGAAUCGUAUGUCCCUUUGUCAUUGUUUGUGAUAUUUUUAUGAACGCCCUGUAUAUUUAUACACAUAACUAGUAUAAUAACCGAAUCUCACAAUUACUAAUAAUUAAUAAUAAAUAAUGUAAUGAAUGCAGUCAACUAAUUAGUAUUUAAGUUUGUUUUUGAUUGAAAAGAAAUAAGAGUUGAUCAGGAAUACAAUUAUUUGGCAGCAAAAACCCAGACUCAUUUAGUUAUAUAUAACGUUUAGCUAACUUUUAGCACUUACUUUAUUGUAUUUAUUUCUUUUUUUAAUGUCUAAUAAAAAGAGAAAAUGUUA
This is a messenger RNA of Diabrotica virgifera virgifera (western corn rootworm), 13271 nucleotides long. RefSeq lists its product as uncharacterized. The transcript is spliced from 10 exons. The coding region runs from base 305 to 2269 and encodes 654 amino acids. Lineage: Eukaryota; Metazoa; Arthropoda; Insecta; Coleoptera; Chrysomelidae. Gene Ontology annotation, cellular component: plasma membrane. The record is from RefSeq and is a predicted model, not a curated record.